ACUGCGGUUAGGAAAGGAAGGUUGGUGUAACCUUUAUAAUUUCCACUGGAACUAUUAUAAAAAAAAUCCGUCAAUGAAUUGCUCAUGAUAAUAAUGAUCUUGAGGUCUAAAAGUGCUUUAGUGGAAUUUGAUUGUUUGUGAUCGGUGUUAUAAAUAAACGUUCAAACUGGCGACCGACAGCGGCAGUGGCAAGUCAAACAUGGCUUCUUCGGCCAGAAUUAUUCAGAGUAAUUCGGCCUGGUUUCAAAAAAAGAUAAACCUGAGGCCGCAACAUCGGGGCGUCCAUCUGGUGACUGAGGAAAUUUUGAGGCAGAUACCUGAGCUAUCGCAGUUCGCCAUCGGUCUCUGUCACGUCCAAAUACUUCACACUAGUGCCAGCUUAGCCCUAAACGAAAGUUGGGAUCCGGAUGUCCGAGACGAUAUGGAAAUGAUGUUAAAUAAAAUUGUUCCCGAAGAUUUACCUUAUAGGCAUUCAUGUGAAGGACCCGAUGAUAUGCCAGCUCACGUGAAGGCGUGUUUCCUGGGAUCCUCCCUCACCAUUCCAAUAACAGAGGGUAAGCUGAAUCUGGGCACUUGGCAAGGCGUUUGGCUGUGCGAACACAGGGACCACGCGGGUUCGCGUAAACUCCUGGUCACGUUGAACGGUUGCUUACGUGAUGCCACCUGUACUCCCUUGUCGCCCGUAAGCCCCAUGGCGAGUACGAGCAGUUAGGGAAAGCACUCGGGGCACUCUCUGUCCAAGCACUGAGAGCGACCUCGAGUGAACCAUAAUAGUAAGCGUGACUGUUUUGCGGGCAUAGCCACGCUCCCCAAGCGCAAAAUGAACUUUCAACAAAAUAUACUUAACGACAAUAUGUACAUAGUUGUACAUUGUAUAAAAUAUGGUUUCGGUUUGGUUUUUGUGUAGAUUAAAGGGGAUAGAUAUAUGAUAUAUCUAUAUUUUGUUCGUAAUGACUAUUGGCCGUGACGAUAGUGAUUUCAUUUCAACACACAAAGAUGAUUUGGGCUUUUCUCGUUCCCGGGCGUUAUCAAUUCUUGGCGAUAUUUCAAUUUUCGUUACUUCGAAGACUGUUUUUUGGUAAAUAAUUCACUUACUAAGUUAAGUUACCUUGUGUUACUGAGGAAAAAAACAUAGGUUUUUGUCUCCAUUUUAUGGGUCGUGACUAAUAACAGGCUCUCGUUUCAUUUUAUUGAAAAACGCAGGUUAACGAAACCCAAAGGCGAAACUUGAAAAUUAAGCGUCAGAUAAUAGAGCUUGCAGUUGGGCGAAUUGAUAUGGUUAUAUUAUUUAUUAUUGCAGAACUCUAAACACUGGCAUUUUUUAUGUAUUUUUGGUGUAAUGUUUGUUAUUACCUUGGUUAAGAAUAGUUUUUCGUUACGUUACAAUGAUCCUCUCGCCUGGUUCAGGAAGUUACUCCCAGAUCACACAAACUCUGGUAUGUAUUGAAUUCGCCAUUACAAGCGUCAUAUUUUCGAUUGUUUUUAUUUUUGACGAUAGAAACCAUUUCGGCUUGGGGAAUUUAUGACAUAACCUCACAUUUCAGUUAAACUUUAAAUGGUAUGACUAAAUUUAACCUUUUAACUUAGGUGCCAAGUGGACAUACUAAAAAAAAUGCUGUUUAAUAUGAUGUUAUGAGCCUGUUACGUCUGAUCUUGGGUGCCGCUAGAAUUUUGCCCAAAUGAAUUUAAUGUUUUCGUCGCUGAUAUGUGGCCUAUUCCGCAUAUGUUUUUCAGCACGUUCACAUUCCGCCAUAAGCACUCUACACCUGUGCCCCUAGCCCAGAUCAUUUUUGUCAAUUCGCACAAUAUACUUUUAUCUCCAAGGGGAGAGCCGGUAGGUACUCAGAAUUCGGUUGCUUGGAAAGGUGCUAUUGCUCAGUGACCUUGACUAGUCAUACGUCUUUAUUUUUUGGCGCUCUGUUAAUGUGUAGUGAAUGCAAUAUAGGAGGCUGGCUUUGCAGCGACGUUUUAUCACACCAAGAGAUUUUUUUGUUAUAGUGUCGGAAUAUUCUAUUUUAACGCGUGGUCACAGGAUAUCCGCUAAUACCGUAGCGGAGCUUGAAAUAUUAUAUUUUUUCCAUUGUUGCUUCUAUUGGGUCCCAAACAUUCUGACUUUGAAACUCUCCUGUAUAUUUUAAUAAAAUUUUAGUACGUUUUAGUUUUAUGGUACAAUCAAUUUAUUCAAGUCAAAGUAGUGAGCAAGGCGAAUCACAAUGGAGGAAAGAAACUAGUUUAUUGAACACUCGCUCCACGGUGCUGCGCUCGUGCCUAAACAAACUAGUAACGAAAAUGAAGGGAGUGAUAGCGAACAAGAAACUCAUAUAGCUAUUAGAUCACAUAGUUGUUGGGAAACUUAACUCGUUUUUUCGUCCAGAACAUUUAGCGGGAUCUGGGUAUAUUUUGGGAGAAUACUCUUCGAAUUAACGCACUGGUUUGAAAUGACAGCUGUUGUUUGUUAAAAACGAGAUUUCAAAUGGUCGCACAUGUAUAUAUCGAAUGGCCUUUUUGAACAUUUUUUUCAUCGUCGUUUCAAAAUUUCCUGUAUUAGCAGCAUGGACUCUAAUAGCUAUAUGAAGAAACUAAAGAUAUUCUUAUUCUGCUGUUUCUUCCCUUUGUACCUUAAAUGAAAUUGGGCUCUGUUUAUUUAAUCUGAUUUUCUCUAACGGCAACGUGGGAAAAAUUGUUAUAAGGACUAAUAGUAAUAUUUUAACGCUCCCGUGAAAUUAGGGGGUAGUAACUGUUUCAUCGAGUUGGGGUGCGGAUCAUCAAACAUACAAAAUAAUGAGUGCAGCGUGUUCACCCUUACGGACUUGGGACUGCUUCUAUUUCGUUUUCCCAACUUUUUUUUUGUUGAGAACAUCAAGUAGGCGUUCUUCGAGUUAAAUGAACCAGCGAGACUAGCUUUUAACCUUGAUGCGCCGAAGCUAUACUCACACCAUUUCAAUAAAGAAACCGUGCGUUUAUAAAAUUAACCUAGCGAUCAGAGCGGGCUUGAUUUCACUUGAUUUGUGGUUGGAUUUUUAUUCGGCCCCAUUUUGUUGAUGUUUAUAUAUAUUGAAUGUUAAAGACAUGUAAUUGUUACAAUAGGGAGCUCUAAUUUGUAAACUGUGCUCACUUAUUUUUGAUUGCGCACACGGAGAAGCUGAACGAUCGUACCCGUUCGCCGGUUCUAAGUUCGUGCUAGUCCAAUUGUUAUUGAUUUGAGGUUAACGGACGCCCCAUAUCGACGUAACCACAAGAACAAAACGUUUUACCAGUUUCGGUAGAUCCGUCUUGAAUUUUUUAACCGAACUGCCAAAAUAGAACUCGCUUUCGCACCUCCCCUAUCGAUUUUGUAGUUGAAUUAAGACAAUAAGUGUGAAUAGUGUCGAUAUGGCCGUUCCGCUCCUCGUGUACAUAAGUAACAUUACGGGUUGUACAUAGUUGUGCGUUGUUUUGGACUGAUGAGUCUGUCUUCCUUCUGUAGCAAUACUCGGACAUUUUGUUUCCCCAAAUCUUUCCCGGAAUUUGGCAUGACAUCGAUAUUACGCGAAUAUUCAAAAUUAUCAAGGUUUAACGUUCUACGCUACUUUAAUAGAGACUUUUUGGGGCGCUUAUUUGACACUUCGUUGUGGCGGUGGAAGCGGUCGCGCUUCCACGAUGUCACGUCUUGGUUUUUUAGCGCUACCACUGCCGUUGUGGCAGAUUUUUGAUACGCGUUGUAUAAGUAAUAUCGGAUUUGCAGUUUUUGUGGUUUGCGUGUCUCAAAAAUUCUGGUACGUUGGUAGGAAACGCUACGGCUGUCAAAAUUUCGAAUGUUCCAAAAUGUCCCUAUUUUUAAAUGUUCCAAAAUGUCCCAAAUAUCUAUGUCACGCUCGGAAAAUUUAAAUCGUGCAACGACGGUUUAUCAAAAAAAAAUAUAUAUAAAAAAGACAGGGUACAACAAAAAUGUUGGUACACCAUUAAAAAUAUAUUCUUUCGCUGGCCGUUUUCGUACUGCUGGGAUGACGAGUGAAAGGGAGCGUAGACUAGUAAUACUUUCACUUUUUGAGUGUUGCACCUUGUUAUUCACACGUUUUUAGUAAAUUCUUCGAGACAGUCUUGGCGUUCUGCGUUCCUUUUUUUUUAAUUUAGUCGCAUGACGGUUAUACUUAGGCUGGGUCUAGGUAUAAGGUAGACUGUUUGGGGGGAAUCGGGUUUCUUUGUUGUUGUUGUUGUUGUAGAAUCGAGCAGAAUACCGAGAUAUUUGGCCUUAAAACGUACUCUUAAUGUAAACAAAAAUAAUUUUAACCACCUGAGAGUAACAGCAUGCAUUUGUCGAAUUAUCGUUGUUGAUUGUUAUUGAAUUUGUAAUAUUUUUUUGUAUUAGCCACCUUGUAUAUACCUACAUGAUGCAACAUUGAGAUGUUCUAGGCGGAUAAGAAGCAAGUUACCCCAGGAAAAUAUCCGUAAUAUCUAAUGAUGAUGGUUCUGCAUGAAAAAGUUCCUAAAAACAUUUGUUUUGAUUGUGUUCCAUUUUGGAAACGAGCCAGAGUAGAUUGAUGUCGAUUUCAAAUUCACCGUUACAGACAUUUGUCCUGGUCGUAAUUUGUCGAAUCUUGUUACUGUUAAGCGAAUUAAAAUGCAUUUUUUGGCAAAAAUACGGCUUUUUACAAUUUUUUAUUCUAGUUUUAAGACGUUCGAUAUGUCUCGGCCAACGGAUGCAAAUAUAAAUUAAUACAUUUUGCUCGACACUUGUGUGGGAACUUGGGUAUUGGGCUAGUUUUUAGAAACCAAAACGAGCUUACACUUUUUAAGCAGUCAUUUUUUUUAUUUACCCAUCCGUCCUUGAAAGUAUAACUAUUAAAAAGAAAAACCCACGCGAUGUAAAUUACAUUUAGGGAAAAAAGUAACAAUUAGAAGGGAUACGCGGUUUAAAGCAUUUGCCUAAUAGUCGUAGCUGUAUUUUUGCCUCCACUCUGUAAAAGAGGAAGAUUUUCUAUUGGUAAGCAAUCAAAAUAUUGCGCAACAUUUCAUUGAAAGUCGUACCAACGAUUUUGAUUUAAUGAUGAACCUUUUGGUGCCUUUUUUUAAAAAAUAAAAGUAAUAUCCAUCCUCCUCGUUUAUACUGGUUUGUCGUUGGUACGAUUUUUCCGAAACUCGGGGCGCAAGGAGUUCGCUAUGAAAAAUGUGGCACUUUCGUGUUUCGAAAAGUCUAAUUGAACUGUACCAAAAGAGAUAUCGACGGAUUCUUUUUUAAUGGUGAACCCCCAUUUCAUAUUUAUAUAUUAUUAAAUAGGUCACUGCCACUAUUGCAACAAAUCUGUAUAUAUUUUUGUUCGAUUGGUUUUUUUUUGCUUUGCUCACAGAUUUAGUUGGUACGUGAAAACGGGAAACAUUCAAAAGGAAUAACUUUUUGUAGAAAAAAAAAGAAAAAAACAUGUAAAAAAAUAAGGUUUCGUUUAAAUAUUUAGGCCGCGCUUACGCAAGGAUCGCCUAAUAAUACGAAAAUUAAACGUAGUCUAAGCUCGAAAUAUGUUAAUAAAUAAAUUGCAUAUCAACGUUGUGUAUUUAGGAGGUUAUAUUGUUGCGUUCACACCGUAUAUUUUCGUAUUGGCGGCUUUCGUACGACCAUAUACUUUUAAGAUUUUAGAUUGACGUUACAUUCGAAAUUCGAAAAUCUGUGGGUAAACGGUAAAAAACUGAUCCAUUGUACGUACUGAGUACCGAAAAGGGGUAUGAGAGAUUUAAACAAGAAAAAAGUGAUCACGCUGUUUUCGUGCGGCGGAUCUUGCGUUCUAUAUUGUACCUAGCGCAUAAUUUGCAUAAAUAAAAUUAAUAAAUAAUAGAA
Messenger RNA from Cylas formicarius (sweet potato weevil), 5809 nucleotides. Its product is annotated as UPF0047 protein YjbQ. The record is from RefSeq and is a predicted model, not a curated record. Lineage: Eukaryota; Metazoa; Arthropoda; Insecta; Coleoptera; Brentidae. Bases 200 to 712 code for a protein of 170 amino acids. The transcript has 3 exons.